Molecule: messenger RNA, 593 nt
Organism: Cuscuta europaea
Lineage: Eukaryota; Viridiplantae; Streptophyta; Magnoliopsida; Solanales; Convolvulaceae
Source: the annotation of a GenBank genome assembly
CUUAGCUGCAUGUGACUUUAAUUUGUUAUUCACGUAUGUUUUGACCGGCUGGGAGGGAACAACACAUGACGCUCGCAUUUUCCUUGAUGCGAUCAAUAACCCAAGUCUCAAUUUUCCAAAACCACCACCAGGUAAAUAUUAUUUAGUUGAUAAAGGUUUUCCCGAGAGACAAGGGUAUCUGACACCUUACUUCAAGACAAGGUAUCAUCAAACAGAGUUUCGUAGUGCAAAUCCAAGGGGGUCUCGAGAAGUAUUUAAUCGAGCACAUUCAUCUCUAAGAAGUUGCAUUGAGAGGGCUUUCGGUGUUCUCAAGGCGCGAUGGAGAAUAUUACAGAAAAUGCCCAUAUAUUCAUUACAUGGUCAGAAUAAGAUAAUUUGUUCAUGUUUUGCACUGCAUAACUACAUUCGGAAAAGCAAGAUUGGGGAUCCGGGUUUUACUAUCAUUGAUCAAGAUCCAAAUUUCAUACCAGAUGAUAUCUUUCGUGACGUUGAAUCAACUUCUGCGCAAAGCGUUGAACAUAUGAGAAUUCGCGAAAUGGCAGUCAUCCGUGAUAAUAUUGCAUCUAGUUUGAUGGCAGCGAGAAGGAGCUCUU